AUGUCCAGCAACUCACUGACACGCUUACCUCACAGCAUUUGUGAUCUGAAUAAACUUGAAGAUUUACAACUUCACAUGAAUAAACUGUCAUCUUUGCCUAGUCAAAUCGGUAAACUAAAACAUGUUAAAAAUUUGUCGAUUAGUGGAAAUUCAAUAAAAAUAUUGCCUGAUAGUAUUGGUGAUCUUCAGCAGCUUACCAGAUUGUACGCACAUGGUAAUCAAAUUUCACAUCUACCAGAAAGUAUUUGGGAACUACGGAAUUUGACAACAAUGUGGAUUUCCAGGAACUCACUUGUUACGGUAUCAAUAAAUAAUGGUACGAUAAGAAAUUGUUCACAAAUUCAGGAUUUGCAGCUUCACAAGAAUAGUUUGUCAUACUUACCUGAGGAUAUUGGUAGCCUACAUGGACUUAAAAAAUUGUCAGUGAGUGGAAAUUUAUUUAAAUCAUUACCUAGCAGUAUUGGUCAUCUCACGUGGCUUACUAGACUGUAUGCGCAUGACAAUCAAAUAACACUUUUACCAGAAAGUAUUGGUGGACUUCAAGAUUUGAAAACCAUGUGGGUGCAAGAGAAUUCACUUGUUUCAAUACCUCACAACAUUGGUCAUCUACACCAACUUGAGGAUUUGCGGAUACACAAGAAUAAUCUGUCUUCCCUACCUGAUAGUGUUGGUGACCUGACAAAUCUUACAACAUUGUGGGCGUCCAAUAACAAACUUACGUCAAUACCUGACAGCGUUUGUGAAUUACAUGAACUUCAGCAUUUGCAGCUAGACACUAAUAGCCUGACAUUCUUACCCACAAAUAUCGGUAAAAUAUCAUGGCUUAAGACACUGUGUGUGAAUAAUAAUUCACUUACAACAUUACCUGAUAGGAUUGGAAAUCUACAUACACUGGAGAAAUUGCAUGUGGCUAACAAUCAACUAUCACAGUUACCAGAAAGUAUUAGAAAACUAAAGAACCUGACAACAUUGGUGGUGUCUAAGAAUGCACUGGUAUCUAUGCCUAAUAUGAGUUAUCUACACAAACUAGAGCAGUUCAGAUUUGAAAACAAUGAACUGCAGUCAUUGCCAAGAGGAAUUGAUACAUUACGUCACCUCCAUACUAUAAAGUUUGAUGUGGAUAUUAAAGAUAAUAAAGGCAAGGUUCAACAACUACUUAGUAAGCUAUACAACGAGGAGACCAACUCAAAUCCUCGUCCCACGGAAUCAACAACAAUGUCAACACCCACAAAGCUAAAACACAGUGAGGAAGUGCCGAUGGGUGCUGGUAUUCAAAGAUAUGUGAUGGGAAAUAAACCAAAAGGUCAGGCCAUCAUAUUUAAUAAUCAUACAUUCAAUGGAAAUAUGGCUGACAGAGAUGGCACUGGUAUUGACGAACGAAACUUGGAAAAAAUGUUUGAAAAUCUGGACAUCACAGUUCAUGUAUAUAAUGACGUCACAGCUAAUGACAUGGAGACCUACAUCAGAGCUUGUCAGGGGUCAGAAUCCAUGAAAGCUGUCGUCGUUCACCCUGAUGCAAAGAAAGCGUCACUUGAUGUGAUGCCGAAUGAGGCGGACUUUAUUAUCGGGUAUUCCUCUGUGCCAGGAUACGUGUCCUGGAGGGACACACGGCGUGGUUCCUGGUACAUCACCAAAAUGGAUUCGCAUUGGAAUGAGAAUGAAAAGGAAUAUAUCGCUGUUAAAUCGGAUUUAAAGGAGUUCCCUGAGAAACUGCUGGAGAAUUUCCAAAGAGUAAGAAAAGUUGACCUACAGAGCAACUAUCUGACUACAUUACCCGAAGAUAUCAAUUAUUCACAAAAACUAUAUUAUUUGAAUAUAAAUAAUAACAAACUAAAAUGCUUACCCGAAUCACUAUGUGAACUAACAAAUCUCAAACAAUUACUUGCAAAAAACAAUGAGCUUGAUACACUGCCAGACAAUUUUGGCGAAUUAAGUAAACUUGAGUACUUAAAUAUAAGUAACAACAAAGUGAAAAGCUUACCCGAAUCAAUUGGUAAGCUAGAAAACCUUACACAGUUGUGCGCGAAUAAUAAUUCGAUUUCUGAAUUGCCUGAUAUUCGGAAGCUGAAAAAACUUACGGCUCUGUAUUUGGGCAAUAACAAUAAAACAAGGCCUAAUUCCAAAUUUUCAGAAUGUAUAUCUAAUUUACCCAUCACUUUAAAAACAUUGUGGAUGUUCGGUAACUCGCUUACGUCGCUGCCAGAGAGCAUUAGUACGCUAAGGAAUUUGGAAGAAUUGAUGAUACAGGAGAAUAAGCUGGAAUCUUUACCCGAUGAGAUUGGAAAGCUAGGAAGCCUGACAAAGUUGUGGGUUCACAACAACUUGCUUAAGUCACUACCGGACAUCAGUAGUCUGAAACAACUACAAGACUUGUCCCUUACUGAUAAUAAACUGGAGAAGCUGCCCGAAGGCAUUGGUAACUUAAAAAGUCUACGGAGUAUACGGUUCAAUGACGUCCUUGGUAAAAUUUACGUGAAAAUUAAAGAAGAUCCCAAAAGAGUCAAACAUUUUAUCAGUUAUCGUUCGUAA
Molecule: messenger RNA, 2529 nt
Organism: Saccoglossus kowalevskii
Lineage: Eukaryota; Metazoa; Hemichordata; Enteropneusta; Harrimaniidae
Product: leucine-rich repeat protein soc-2-like
Source: RefSeq, a predicted model, not a curated record